Messenger RNA from Solanum tuberosum (potato), 1416 nucleotides. RefSeq names its product 5-epiaristolochene 1,3-dihydroxylase-like. The coding region runs from base 1 to 1386 and encodes 461 amino acids. Gene Ontology annotation, molecular function: heme binding; monooxygenase activity; iron ion binding. NCBI's taxonomy places the organism in Eukaryota, Viridiplantae, Streptophyta, Magnoliopsida, Solanales, Solanaceae. The transcript has 3 exons. The record is from RefSeq and is a predicted model, not a curated record.
AUGCAAAUCUUUAGUCUAGUUUACAUUUUGCUUUUUCUAUCUUUCCUCUUUUUGCUAAGAAAAUGGAAAAACUCCAAUAGCCAAACAACUAAAAAAUUACCUCCAGGUCCAUGGAAACUUCCUUUUAUAGGAAGCAUGCAUCACAUUGUUGGUGGAUAUCCACAUCAUGUCCUUAGAGAUUUGGCCAAAAUAUAUGGUCCUCUAAUGCAACUUCAACUUGGUGAAGUUUCUGUUGUUGUUGUUACUUCUUCUGAGAUGGCUAAACAAGUACUAAAAACUCAUGACCUCGCUUUUGCAUCUAGGCCUAAACUCUUGGUCACGGAUAUUAUCACUUAUGAUAGUCGUGACAUUGCCUUUAGCCCCUAUGGUGACUAUUGGAGACAAAUGCGUAAAAUUUGUGUCAUGGAACUGUUGAAUGCAAAGAAUGUCCGGUCAUUCAGCUCGAUUAGACGUGAUGAGGUUGUUCAUCUUAUCGACUCUAUACGAUCAUCUUCAUCUUCUGGAGAGCCAGUUAAUUUUACAGAGAGGAUGAUUUGGUUUGCAAGCUCCAUGAUAUGUAGAUCAGCAUUUGGUCAAUUACUAAAAGAGCAAGACAUAUUUAUAAAACUAAUUAGAGAAGUAAUAAGAUUAGUGGCAAGUUUUGCAAAUCACAAGACUAGUGAUGAUGCAUUGGGAGGUGGUGAAGACCUAAUUGAUGUCCUACUAAGACUUAUGAAGGAUAAAAGUCUUCAAUUUCCCAUCAACAACCACAAUAUCAAAGCUAUUAUUAUUGACAUGUUUACUGGUGGAACGGAAACUACAUCAACAACAACUAUAUGGGCUAUGGCUGAAAUGAUGAAAAAUCCAAGUAUAUUCGCCAAAGCUCAAGAAGAAGUGCGAGAAGCCUUUAGAGAUAAAGUAAAGUUUGAUAAAUAUGAUGUCGAGGAGUUGAAAUACCAAAAGUUAGUCGUUAAAGAAACUCUAAGACUCCAUCCACCAAUUCCACUUUCGAUCCCAAGAGAAUGUAGGGAAGAGACGGACAUAAACGGCUACACUAUUCCUGUGAAGACUAAAGUUUUGAUUAAUGUUUGGGCAUUGGGAAGAGAUCCAAAAUAUUGGGAUGACGCGGAAAGCUUUAAGCCAGAGAGAUUUGACCAGUGCUCUGUGGACUUUAGUGGUAAUAAUUUUGAAUUUCUUCCCUUUGGAAGUGGGAGGAGGGUUUGUCCUGGGAUAUCAUUUGGUUUAGCUAAUAUUUAUUUGCCAUUGGCUCAAUCGCUUUAUCACUUCGAUUGGAAACUCCCUACUACUGGAAUGGAGCCAAGAGACUUGGACUUGACUAAAUCGGAUGGAAUAACUACUAGUAGAAAAAAUGACCUUUACUUGAUUGCGACUCCUUAUCAACCUUAAGUGCAUUUAUCUUUUUAUCAAGUAAUAAUG